AUGGAUUUGGCAAAAGUGUGCAUAAAAUCGACUUUCUUUGCAUUCCAGUACCAAUUCUACGAACAGACGGAGGGGGCAGUAAUGGGUUCACCGUUAUCUCCAGUCCUGGCCAAUAUAUACAUCGAAGCCUUUGAGAAGAAAGCCCUGGAAUCCACAACGUUAAAGCCUAAGUGCUGGUACCGAUAUGUUGACGACACCUUCAUCAUCUCGCCCCAGGGACGCAACACCGUAGCGGAUUUCCUGGAUCACGUCCAUGGGAUACAUCCAGAUAUCCAGUUUACCAUGGAAGUAGAGAAAAACCCCGCCCUUCCCUUCUUGGAUGUUUUGGUUGAGAGGAAACCAGAUGUACAACCCCCACCCAACCCAGAAACAGGAGAUCAUAAGCAACUUGAUCAUCGAGCGUGGAUCAUCAGCGAGCCAAGAUACUUGGCCCAGGAACUAGCACACCUACGCACGGCCCUGAGAGGGAAUGACUACACGGCGAGAAAUAUUGAACGAGCUAUUAGGGGAAGACAUAUGCCCAUGGAGAAACAGGAGUACUUAGCGACGACGUAUCUACCUUACGUGAAAGGUUGUACAGAUAAAAUCGGGCGUCUUUUGACGAAGAGGAAUAUGAACACAGUAUUCAGCAGUGUCUACAUAGGACAAACAGGAAGGCAGAUCAACACGGGGUUAAAGGAACACAAAAGUCACCUCAAAAAUAACAACUCGACAGUAGCAGAGCAUAGGGCGGACACGGGACACACAGUGGAUCUGAGUGAAGCCAACAUGGUGGGAGAAGAUUUUGGCCCCGACUAUACAGAGAAGCAUUAG
Molecule: messenger RNA, 813 nt
Organism: Anoplophora glabripennis (Asian longhorned beetle)
Lineage: Eukaryota; Metazoa; Arthropoda; Insecta; Coleoptera; Cerambycidae
Exons: 3
Coding region: 1-813 (270 amino acids)
Source: RefSeq, a predicted model, not a curated record